AACUUAACAAACAUAAUCAGCUGACCGCCCGUCCGUGUCAAAACACGAAAUAAACAUUUCAGUUUGAUUUGUAAUUUCGAUUAGUUUUAUAAAGCUUCUGUAACAUCUAGCCGUAGUUUUGUGUUAGAUAUCGACGAAUAAAGAUGUGUAACGAGUUAGAUUUAUUGUUUAAACCUAUAGUGUUAGUGACAGGGUUCGGUCCGUUUGCUAACCACCCUGUUAACGCGAGUUGGGAGGCGGUAAAACUGAUGAACAAGGAAGAACUGGAGGACAAGCACAAUAUCGAGCUGGUGCAGCUGGAGAUACCCGUCACUUACGAAAAUGUUGACGAAUUUGUGCCCGCCUUGUGGGAGACACAUGAGCCUAAACUCAUGAUCCAUGUAGGAGUGUCAAGCAUCGCAAACAACAUAACCCUGGAGAUGCAGGCCCACAGGAAGGGCUACCAGCGGUUGGACUACUUUGACCAAUGUCCGGCCAACAACACAUGUCCUGCAGAUGGUGCUGUACGCAUCCACACCAAGCUGGACGUGGAGCGGCUGUGCCAGGAGUACAACAAUGACAGCCCUAAGGAGACAGCUGCUGUUACAUCUAAGGAUGCGGGCAGAUACCUCUGCGAAUAUAUCUACUACACAUCUCUAUCAGUGGACAAUAAGCGCACCCUGUUUGUCCAUGUGCCCGACACGAACAAGUACUCUUCGGACCAGACGGCGCGAGCACUGGAGCGCAUCCUGGAGCUCUGCCUGCAACAGCUGGACGAAGCCUCCUGCCCUAACGACGUCGCCAAGACGUUGGAGAGAACUACGUUAAGUGAAAAUGGGAUUUGCGAAAACAAGAUUUAGAAAUACGUAUUGUUGAACUGUGUACAUAGGUACCUAGUUGUAAGAAUAGAGAAAGUUGAUUUAUGUUUUUUUAAUAAACAUAACAUAAUACAGCCUAUAUGCAUCCUAUUGCUGGGCACAGGCCUCCCUUCAAUCAACUAGAGGGGGUAUGGUGGAUAUUCAAUGUAGCUUCCGUACGGGUUGGUGGUGUUUUUACGGCUAAUAGCCGGGCCGGGGUAUAAGAAGAAUGGCCGGGACCAACGGCUUAAUGUGCCCUCCUACUUUUUGAGACAAUCAUGUGAUUCAAACCUGCAAAGUCCUUAUCAAACAGAGGAUAGUCUCCCAGUGAUUUCGACAAUGUCCCCAUCGGGAAUCGAACCCGUACCUACCUCCAGAUCAUGAGCCUAAGGCUGUAACUACUAGACCAUGGAGGCCGUGUACUGUAUAAGUAAUGUACAAGGGCUAAUAGGUGUAUAGGAGUGGUGGAAAAUAUUUUACAUAAUACUGAUGUAAAAAAGUAUUUUUAAAGUAUAUCACUAAAAAAAUAUUUUGUGUAUAUUCGCAAAUAAAAUAUUAUGUAAUAAUUGUUGUCGCAAUUUUUGAGAUUGUUAAAAAUGUUACUGUAAUUCGUAAAAUAAAUGAUUAAACUUAUUUUAGAAGGUA
Molecule: messenger RNA, 1481 nt
Organism: Pectinophora gossypiella (pink bollworm)
Lineage: Eukaryota; Metazoa; Arthropoda; Insecta; Lepidoptera; Gelechiidae
Product: pyroglutamyl-peptidase 1
Exons: 3
Coding region: 144-839 (231 amino acids)
Biological process (GO): proteolysis
Cellular component (GO): cytosol
Molecular function (GO): pyroglutamyl-peptidase activity
Source: RefSeq, a predicted model, not a curated record